Adineta ricciae is the source of this 1923-nucleotide messenger RNA. Lineage: Eukaryota; Metazoa; Rotifera; Eurotatoria; Adinetida; Adinetidae. The record is from the annotation of a GenBank genome assembly.
AUGGUUAUUAUCGUAGUCACUAUAUUAGUCGUAGUAAUUAGUAUUUUACUUCAAUAUUUCUUUUCGUUAUUUGAAAUUUUAUUUAAAAAACCAUUACCACCCAAAGGUGCUGUCGAAAUCGAUUCAAAAGAACAUGUUUAUGCACAUCCUGAUUUUGCAGACCAUUUGCAAGAUCCGAAAACAUUUGAAGUACAAACAAUCUAUGAGGGUUAUUUACAUGGUGUCAAGAUAGGUGGUGAUCGUCCACAAUUUUCAUAUCGGCAAUCAUCUGGCGAACCGUUCAAAUCCUAUUCGUACAACCAAGUCAACAAAAUGAUUCAAGAAAUCGGUAGUGGAAUAAUUAAUACUGGUCUUAAACCAGAAAACGACACCUUUUUCGGUAUUUAUGGAUCGUGCACGGUGAACUAUGCACUGUGUCUCUAUUCUGCUUGGCCGUACUCCAUGGUUCCCAUUGGUAUCUAUGACUCACUUGGUCGUGAUGGUGUUCGAUUUAUUAUCAAACAAAGUGAGGUCAAGUUGAUCUUUGCUGAUGAUCUUCAACGUAUGAAAAAUUUGAUCGAAUGGAAAGAUGAUACAUUAGCAUUAAAAACAAUCGUGUGUUUCGUUGAGCCAACAGAGGCAUUGAUUAGUCAAGCAAAAGAGAAAAAUCUAGAUAUAAUUUCAUUCGAAAAUCUCAAAGAAAACGGAAGAAACCGUCUCGUUCCGAUUGUACCACCAAAACCUAGUGAUACAGCGAUGAUUAUGUACACAAGUGGCAGCACCGGGGAACCUAAAGGUUGUAUUGUCACUCAUGAAAACUUCGUUUAUGCUAUGUAUGGAAUCGCAUCGGCUCUUGACAUAUUGCAAGUAACUGAGACGCCACGAGUUAUGAAUUACCUACCAUUAGCGCAUCUAUUUGGAUGUGGGACAAUCAUUUCUAUUAGUUACUUAGGAGGCGAAAUUGGCUUUUGGCAAGGCAAAGUAGAUAAAUUGGCUGAUGAUUUCCGAGACUUCAAACCAACGAUUGUUACAAUGGUGCCACGUCUGUUAAAUAAGCUCUACGAUAAAGUUCGGCUGGAAUUACGCAAGAAAGGUCUUCUAGGACGAUUUCUGUUUCACUUAGCUGUUCGAAGUAAAUUAGCAUUAAUUCGGCGAGGAAAAUUUUCUCAGGACACUCUGUGGGACAAGUUAAUUUUUGAAAAAGUUCGUCAAGGCUUUGGCGGCCGAGUCAAUCGUGUUAUUUCCUCAAGUGCGCCUCUCUCACCUGAAGUGUGCCGAUUCUCUCGUGCGGCUUUCUCUUGUUUUUUCGUUGAAAGUUAUGGUCAAACAGAAUGUGUUAUCGGUUGCUCACAGACUGUUCAUGAUAUUGAAUCCGGCGAAACUGGUAUUCCCACAUCACUGAACCAUGUCAAACUGGUCGAUGUUCCAGAAAAGAAUUACUAUGCCAAAGACGGUGUUGGCGAAAUCUGUCUUCGAAGCAAAGCCGUCUUUAAAGGUUACUUGAAGGAAGAGGCUAAGACUCGUGAAGCCAUUGAUGAACAAGGUUGGCUACACACAGGCGAUAUCGGACGAUGGACACCACACAAAACCAUGAAGAUCGUCGAUCGAAAGAAAAACAUGUACAAAGUCAGUCAUAAAGCUCAUGGUGCAGGAGCUUUGGGUAUCUUUCUAUAUGAAUGGGUACACGAACGGUUUUAUCGACCUGAUUAUACAUAUGAAUUUAAAGAUGACGCCUUGAUUCGUUCCUUGAAUCCCUGGUUAAUUCAGGUUGAACGGUUCGGCUUACCAUUUUGGUUAAUCAUUGCAGCUGUUGGUGCAACUUUAUUCACAACAAUACUGAGCUGUUGCUUCUGCUGCGGAUUGCAAUCGGAAAAAUCGAAAUUGCGUUUUCAUGUGGAUAAUGAUGUUUAUGAGAUUGUUCAAAUGACACCGUAUGAUGAGUGA